Messenger RNA from Priceomyces carsonii, 2235 nucleotides. Its product is annotated as ferric reductase family protein. Lineage: Eukaryota; Fungi; Ascomycota; Pichiomycetes; Serinales; Debaryomycetaceae. Gene Ontology annotation, molecular function: ferric-chelate reductase activity. The transcript has a single exon. The coding region runs from base 1 to 2235 and encodes 744 amino acids. Gene Ontology annotation, biological process: iron ion transport; intracellular iron ion homeostasis; copper ion import. The record is from RefSeq and is a predicted model, not a curated record. Gene Ontology annotation, cellular component: plasma membrane.
AUGAAAUUAUACCCAUUAUUAUUAUGUUCUUGUGCACUUACAUCUUUGAUACUGGGACUUGUGAUAGUGGAUAGUAUUGUGGCAACCUCAUGUAUAUAUUAUAUGAAGCAGUUCAAUUGGGGUUGCAACUCGACUGGGAAUAACGCAAAGCUGUAUACUUGUCGAUGUGGGAAUGAAGUCUGGUUAGAAUCCAUUUCUAAUUGUAUAUUCCAGGAAUCUAGUAAUGUUGGCCAAAGAGAUCAUGCAUUGUUGCAUGCAAGUAAGAGAUGCUACAAAAAAUCUAAACAAGAGAUUAAAAUUUCAUUGAAAGACUUUUAUAUCUAUCAUAAAAAUACGUCUUCUUUAUUGAGACUGGCUAACAAUUCAAAAGAUACAGUGGAUUUGGUUACAGUUCCACUUAAAUUAAAUGAAACUGACUUUCAAUUUUAUCGAAACAGUUUCAAAAAUGUGAGAGAUCAAGUUAAUAAAACCCAAUGGUUUGGCUGGGCGUUGAAUUUUUACUGGAUAUUUAUUAUGAUGAUUUCGGUAAUAUGGAGUAAUCGUCACAGUGUUCUAUUUCUCUUGUCUGAGAAACAAGUGAACAACAUGAAAAGUAUACUUAUCCAGGCUUCACUCUCAGCACUGAAAAAUUAUAACUCUCCCUACUAUUUUGCUGAUAUAUUUCCCAUGAUGAUUCCAACCAGAAUUGAAUUUUUGGCGAUCACAUGUUUUUGGAUACUUGUCAUUAUCUUUUCAAUAGUUGACUAUCAUAUGAUGAUACCGAACGCCUACAUGGGUGAUUCGAAGUUUUACUAUUUGUUGGACUUUAUUUCUUACCGUACAUGCAUCAUGUCAAUUUCUUUACUCCCUUCGAUGUACUUAAUGGGAAUCAGAAACAAUCCGUUGAAUAAUUUUGUGCAAUGGUCUAGAAAGACUUUUAUAACGUUUCACAAAACCAUUGCACUAGCUAUGACACUUUUGGCAUUUAUUCAUUCUUGCGUAUGGACUGCUUAUACUAUAAAAGAAGGAGAUUAUUCUACGUGGGCUAUUGAUGCUUACUGGAAAUGGGGAAUAUCCAGUAUGGUAUCUAUAUCUUUAAUACUAUUAUUCAGUAUAAAAUGGCUCCGUAUGGUAUUAUAUGACGUGUUUCUAUUUUUACACCAUUUCUUUUCCAUUGCCUUUAUCGUAUCAAUAUAUUACCAUAUUUAUACCUUAGGGUGGUUAAGUUGGUGCUAUUCAAUAAUAGCUAUUUAUAGUUGGGACAAGUUGAUCAGGUUGGUCAAGAUUUUUUUUUCAGGAAAGUUGAUUAAAAGAGCUGAAGUAGAAUACUUUGAUUCAUCAUUAAUAAAGCUCUCAAUUCCAGCAAAGAAAGUAGCGUUGCAACAUCAACCGGGUGAUUAUACUUUCUUGUAUUUUUUAAAACCCAACUUUUUCGCACGAGGUUGGCAAUCGCAUCCCUUUUCGGUUUAUCCAGAUCCCAACGAUUCCAAUAAAUUGUGUUGUAUAAUCAAAGUUAAAAGAGGCAUCACUAAAUCUGUAUACCACCACCUUUUGAGAGAAUCUAUGAAGAAAGAAAAAAGAUUAAAUAUCCCUAUUAUAAUGGAAGGAAAAUAUGGGUUGAAACCAAUUUUAGCAGAUCUGAAAAUUGAUAGUUCAAGAGAUUACGUCUUCGUCGCAGCAGGGUUGGGGAUUAGUAGCAUAUAUCCCUAUUUAUUGAAACUCCUAAAAAAUAUUUCCGAGAAUGACUAUCAAAAAAUUCGUCUAUUUUGGAUCGUUCAUAAUAUUGACGUUUUAUCAUGGUUCAAGAAAGAGAUAAGACACUUGACUGAGUACUUUGGGCUUACAAAUGAAAAGCAACAGUUCAAGAUAGAGAUAAUAAUUACCAAUAAAAGUAAAUACUAUUUACCACAUUGUCAUAACGAAAAACAUAAUGAUUUACCAAUAUCAUCUAGCUCGGAUUGCUGCCUUCAAAGCUCUGACGCUUUAUCUAGUGAUGACUCAGAUCAUUACAACAUCAACAUGUCUGAGUUUGGAUUGGUUGAAAACAGUUCCUUUAAAAUUUCCUGUUUACCUGUGGCCACCAGGCCAUGCUUACGCAAGCUAAUUAAAAUGAAUCAAAUUCGAAGAUCAACCUAUUUCAUCUGCUGUGGUCCAUCUGUCUUUAGUGAUAAUAUAAGAAGUGCUGUCAAUCAAUAUAGAUUAGAAUCUCAUAGUGAUCAUGAAAUAAAUUAUUACGAAGAGUGCUUUGAGUUAUAG